Suillus subalutaceus is the source of this 1363-nucleotide messenger RNA. RefSeq lists its product as uncharacterized. The coding region runs from base 113 to 1297 and encodes 394 amino acids. The record is from RefSeq and is a predicted model, not a curated record. Lineage: Eukaryota; Fungi; Basidiomycota; Agaricomycetes; Boletales; Suillaceae. The transcript has 2 exons.
UGUGACAAAGGCUUUUGUCACCUCCAUUGUCACCUGCCGUCCACUGCCGCAGCGGAGUUUAAACUCAACGCAUUAGUGGCAACGCGUCUCGACGCGUCUACUCGCUGCACGUAUGGCGCGCACUCGAGUCGGUGGGAAGCAGAAAGGUCCCCGAGAUCCCACCAAAGAAGUUCGCAUUCAAGCUGCCAUCCGUGAUACCUUGACUGGUGUUCAUGGCAGUUUUCGCAGUGCUGCCAUAGCUCACAAUGUACCCCCACAGACUGUGCGAGAUCAAUUCAUAAGCACAGCACAGGUUCUCCCAGGAUCCUCGAACUUUUCCACCAUCCAUCCAUCAUCGCUUGUCGCAGGCUCGUCUCAGCUUCUACCCAAAGUUUCGACUUCCAUGAUCACACGCUCAUCUACCCCCGCACCAUCUCAAGCUCUCAUACGUCCUAUGUCACAUGUCCAGGUCAUGGCAUCAAGCAAGGAGAAGCUCUGGGAACACAUCCAGCAACUUUACGCUCAAAAUCAAACACUCAUGGAGGUCGUUGCUAUGCAAACUGCACUGAUUGACGCUGCGAAUGCUCAUUGUACUAUCGCGCAGCGUGAAAAUCAAGACUGGCGGGUGAGAGCUGAAAACGAGAGGAGAAAGAAAACUUGCACAACAACAAAGGUCAAAGUUCGUUAUGUUACAGCUCCGGAGUUCAAAGAGUCGUUCGAGGCAGGUGCGGGGGCGAGGAGAGAGAAAGAAGGGCUUGAGGAGGACAAGAAAAAGUUGGACGAAGAAGCUCGUAUCGCACGCAUUCACAACAGCAUCACGACAAGAACGUUUGACAGUCCCUUCACAUCUUAUAAAUGGAAAGAAAAUCUGGAAGCACUCGCUGGAGCACUUGGACUCUCGAGAGAUGGAAAAAUUGCUGAUCUCUCAGCACGGAUCAAAGCUCACUUGAAAGAUCCUGACAUUCGCGCAGUUCUUGCAGAUAACCCUCGAUUUUCAGCGAUAUAUGGUUCAAAACGACGCACCGGCAGGCCCGAUGCCAUUGCCAACCUGACUUCGAGUGAAAGCUCAACACCUUCAGCCAAUACUUCUCUCCCCACGGCAGCCAACGAUAUGUUCCACCCACAACCACCUUUUUUCCCGCAAAUGCAAGGAUCUCCGAGUCUCUCCAUUAUGUAUCCAAACCGGUCACAUCAUGUUCAAGUUGGCCCCGCUGUACUCUCAACAACCACUCCUGUCGUAUCACAGCCAUUCCUGUUUGGGCAUCCUAAUAGUCACAGUUCAUAUUACUCCGGCAGUCCGCAAUACAUAUUCAAUUAGAUUACUACAACUAGCUACUGGUACACUCGUAUAUAUCUUCCUAAUGUCUAAUCCACAGUGUCAAGC